CGGAGGUUUAAGACGACAACGACGAUAAACUCAGCCGACGAUGAACAGUGGCGUCAGUCUCGGCGGUGGAGGGGGUUCCGGGAGGUUCGACAGGUGGAGGGUGCCGUCUGAUGACUGCAUCCAGGUGUCUCUCAACACUAGGUCGAAAAAGGAGUUGGUUGGCAGCUCUUCACAACAACGCAACUGGCGGGGGAUCGCCAUCGCUCUGCUGGUCAUCCUCAUCGUUUGUGCCCUUAUCGUCACUGCUGUCAUACUAGCAACGCCAAAACCUGAGAAUGAGUACUAUGGAGAGAAAUUUACACUCAAUGACUAUUUGGACAAGUCCCUUAGGCCCAAGAUGUUUAACGCUAUGUGGCUUAAAGGGGAUCGUUUCCUAUAUCGCGAUGAUGAUGGUGCAUUGCGGUUGUUUAACUGCAGCACCAACUCAUCUAGGAUGAUUCUGGAUAAUACGACCUUUAGGCAGCUAGACACAGAUGCUUUCUGGUUGUCAGCUGAUGAACAGUACCUGCUGCUGAAACAUGAUGCCCAGCAGGUUUACCGUCAUUCUUCUCUGGCAUUGUAUACAGUGGUUAAAAUUGAUACACAAAUAUCAACUUUUCUGGACUUUGUUUGUUUGUGGUUGGUUUCUAGAGAAGAAUACAAGGUCAAGGGCCCUGAUGAAACUCGUCCUCUUCAGUUUGCUGGAUGGUCAACAGCUGGAAAUGCUUUGGUUCUGGUGCAGAACAACAACAUCUAUUACUACACUGCAGCACAUGAUGUUCCAAUUCAGACUUUAACCACAUCUGGCAAGGAUGGGGAAAUCUACAAUGGCAUUCCAGACUGGGUGUAUGAGGAGGAAAUCUUGGGCUCUGAUAAUGCUAUGUGGUGGUCACCUGAUGGUACUUAUCUAUGCUAUGCUGUAUUCAAUGACACACAAGUGCGACGCUUCACCUACAUGGAAUAUGGAGAAUACGACUCAGCCUACACAGAUUCCAGGCCCAUUGCUUAUCCAAAGCCAGGGUAUCCAAACCCUACCUUCCAGCUGAAAGUUGUGCGGCUCAGUGACAAGAAGACAAUAGACCUGAUGCCUCCAGAAUUCCAAGGAAAGGAAUAUUACCUGACAACAGUGACAUGGAGAAAGAACGAUUCUGUCCUGGUGGCCUGGAUGAAUCGAGCUCAAAACCAUUCAUAUGUCACCAUCUGCGAUGUCCAUAGUGGAGGAAGCUGCCAAAUUAGCUUUGAAGAUGUGGUGCAUGAUGGAUGGGCAAAUGUGAUGGCUCCACCUGUUUUUGCACCAGAUGGACAAACUUACUUCUUGGUAUUGCCACAACGAGAUGCUGAUCUUGGCUACUUCACCAAUGUAGCAAUGGUUCAAAUUGGAGCAGGCAGUGCUAACUCAGACAGGAAAUCUUUCCUGAUGCUUGAGCCUUGGGAGGUGACAGCUGUUCUAGCAUAUGACCCAGAACAUCAGUCUGUGUACUUCAUUGGAACAGGUGGGGAUCCAAGAGAACGGCACCUAUACAGUGUAAACAAAAGCAGCAGACAGGUGACCUGUUUGACGUGUGACCUGGACGAGGCGCGCUGCCAAUAUGUGUCAGCUAGCUUUAGUCCAAGCACCAACUACUACAUUCUGUCCUGCUUGGGCCCAGGAAUACCAUACUUCAGCCUGCGCUCACCGCAUCAGAAGGCUGAGUUGAACAGACUGGAGAACAACACAGCUUUUGCCAGUCUAAUAGCAACAAGAGCCAUGCCCAGAGAGAAGUACUUCCAGGUUGAACUUGAUACCAAAGAAAAGGUUUGGGGAAAGCUGCUAUUACCACGUAUUCUAAAGGAGGAAGAAAUUCUUCUGUAUCCCCUUCUGGUCAGUGUAUAUGCAGGGCCAGGAACUCAGAAGGUUACUAUGAUGUAUGAAAUAGCCUGGGAGACAUACCUGUGUAGCUCUCGAGAUAUGGUGAUAAUGUAUGUUGAUGGACGAGGCUCAGGUGGACGAGGUCAGCGCUGGUUGCAUUCAGUUUAUCGGCACCUCGGCAGAUUUGAGGUUGAUGACACCAUUAAAGCUACCAAAGUUGUCACAGUUAAUCAGUAUAUUGAUGCAUCAAAAGUCUCCAUUUGGGGAUGGUCUUAUGGAGGGUAUGCUGCAGUGACAGCUCUGGGACGUAGCAGUGAUAUCUACCGCUGUGGUAUUUCUGUGGCCCCUGUGACAGACUGGAUAUACUAUGAUUCAGUAUACACAGAGCGGUAUAUGGGAAUGCCAAGAGCAGAUGAUAAUCUUCAAGGGUAUAAGGAAGCCAAUGUAUCCCAGUAUGUAGAAAAGUUAAAAAAUUCUAGGUUUCUUUUGAUUCAUGGAACAGCAGAUGAUAAUGUUCAUUUCCAGCAGUGCCAGUUGAUGAAAGCGAUGAUAGAAUCUAAUGUUCUCUUCAGAGCAAUGGUAUAUCCUGACAAAAACCAUGGGAUUCUUGGAAUCAAUACAAGGCGACAUCUGUUUUCAACCAUCGAGGACUUUCUUACUGAAUGUAAUGAAGGCUACUCAACAAAGUUUGGACGCUUGCCAGAAGUGAAAGAGGAUGAGGAAGAAGUGCGUGUCACCAAUGAGAAACAGCUUGAAAUGAACAUGGAUAUGAUGUGUGGAUAAAAUAGCUGCUGAAAUGAGAGUUUAGUCUUAACACAGACAUCACCUCAUUGAUUUUCUUCUCGUUUUCUGUUAAGGAUGGAAACUGACAGAACAUCUUGAUGACUGUGUGCGUGCAUGUGCGCAUACUUGCACGCACACAUACAUGUUGGUGGAUGGAUGUACAAUGGUUGUGUAUGCAUGCAUGCUUGACUGUGUGCAAGAAUAUGUGAAUUGGGCAUUGAGCAACAAAACUCUCUGAUCAGAGGUCUGUUUAGACGAGAAAUACUUGAUUUCAGAUACAAAAUAACCGGAAACCAGGUUGCAGUAUCUCCUUACAAUUCUAGAGAUAUAAAAAUCUAAAAUGGAAGCACAAUCUUCUUCGUUCCAUUGCUUUUAUUAAUCCUUCUUGUUUAUGCUGGGAUACAGGGGUUUGUGAGGUGCAUAUCUUGGAAAUUUCCCAUUCUUGUCAAGACCUUAUUCAGACCUCUGCUCCUGUAAAUUUUGUCCAGUUGCAAUCAAAAUGCAUUGCACCUUAAAAGGUGGCUGCAAACAGGAGUGUGUGUGUAUAUAUAUACGUGUGCGAGCAUGGGCGAUCACAGAGAUGUGUAAGCAGGGAUCAUACCUACAUAAGAGUAGGAACACUGUCUUGCAAGUGGCAUUUCAAGCAUUUUUAAAGGGAAAGUUGGUUGUUGAAUCGUAUAAAAGAUUUUUAGGACUUUUUAAAAACUCUAUUCAUGCUUAAUUUUUUUCCCUACAUAUCUGCACUUGCAAGCCAUGGGGUUUCUUUUUUUUUCUUUUAUUGUGAGUACUAUUUAGAGCCUUUUAAACCACUUUUGCUGAUAUCAAAGAUAAGAAAACCUUCCUGCUCAUAAUCAUAAUUUUUGUUGUUAUUUUUAUGAUCACAUUCUUCCAACUUUAAUAUUCUGGUAACAUGCCUGAUAUGAAAAAAAAGGUUAAUAAGUUUAAAUCUGUCAGACAACCUUGCCAGUGGAACAAGGAAUGUCAGUUAUCAUUAUAUCAACAUAGCUUUCUGAUAACAGGGUACAACUUUUUGCUCAGCACCAAUCUUAUUAUUUAUUUAAGUAUGGGGGUCUUCAUGCUUAAAUGCCUGGUGAAAGAUAUGGUCAGUGGUUAAAGAUAAUAGGUUGCCAGUCCCACUCACGUGUAAAACACCUGCUGAAUAUUCUGCUUGAGUUGAAUUUAUCAUUUGAAUUAGCCAAAUGUGGUCUCAUUUUUUACAUUGUUAACUUUGGUACCAUCAGAAAAUUUUUGAAAUCUAUAUUUUUACUACAUGUUGAUAUGGAGUGUUGUGAACAUUUCCUGCAUUGGUGGUCAGAGAAAUCCAUUAGUCUCAUCAAAUACCUUUUUUCAGACCAGAAAAUAAGGUGAUUUUUUGUUAAAUAAAAACUCUUUGUACUAUGUAGUUCUGGUAUGUGUGUGUAUAUAUAUAUGUUUAAAUUUAUUUCCAACUAUUACUGUUCCUCCUGUUGUUUUCAAGUUUGAUGUGUUUCUUUUGUUUUCUUCUAACAAGACUCCUGACCUGCAUAAUUCAGUAUGUUUCCAUAGCUCUAGUAUUUCUUAUGGGAGAAUGUUUUCCAGUGAACAAUGGUAAUGGUAAAUUGUCUACAUAUUUUGCACUUGCUGUGAAUUCAGUCUACCCUCGGUAACUUACCUGUGUGUGAGAGGAAAGAAUUUCAUUUUUUUACCUUGCUUCCUCUUUUAUUAUUUUGGUUUUUCGACAUCUCAACUCAUAGUUUUGGGUUCUGUGCUUCCUUAAAGACCAUGUAUCUAUAUAAACUUUGCAGACUGCCCCCCCCCCAAAAAAAAAAGCCUGACUAAUGUGAGAUUCCAAAAAAAAGUACUUGUGAGAAAAAUAAAUUAUCAUUAGGCUGAAAUAAAUUUAAAUAUGUAUCCAAAAAUCAUGGCUUAAACAGCUAGGCUUUGUGUGAAUAGUUUAGAGGUAGAAAAAGCACAUUACAUAUUAUGAAAAAUGUGUUCUCUGUAGGUUACUUUAAAAAGGUGAUUGCCAGAUUUAUACUUAGUUCUUCAGUACUGACUAAUCCCUAGUAAUACAGGGUUUGGAUUAACAUUCCAGCCAGUUAUUAAUCAGAGAACUGAAAUUAUCACUGUAGCAUGAUACUUAUUCUGGGAACAUAGUAUGGAUUUUUUUUUUAAAUGCUGCUGCACAUUAGGAAGAGGGAAUGUGCAUGAACACAGCCUAACUAAAAUGCAUUUCUUUCUCUACAGCAUUCUGCCUUUUUACUGUUUAACUACUUUGUAGCAUAGGAAAGUCAGGCUCAAACACAUGGACGUCUAACUUAGAAAGUGAAUUUAUUAAGUUUUAUUAUUAAGCUUAGAAAGUCAGAAUUGAUUUUAGCAGCACUUUAGGCCCUUUUAAAAUUUACGGUGACAAGUGGAUCUAAAACUACCAGCCACUUUAAGGAUACUGAAUUUUGUUGAAUGCAUUUGUUUGAGACUGCUGUAAUGUUUCAGUAUUUAAAGAUGGCGGUACUGCAGAGUUUGCCAGAAAUGAGAAGCUCAUGGAACUGAUUUAGUAGCCUUUAAUGUGAAAUUUAUGUAAGUGAUGUAAAUGUUUUGUCUCAAACACCACCCCUCUUUCCCCAAUUUGCACAUAACUGAUAGAUAAAUUCACUGCAGUCAUGGUCACCUUUUCAAAACUAGUCAGCAGUUUCAGUCUAAAAAUAUUUGUAAAGGUUACACUUGUAAAUAUUGUUAUUACUUGCUUUACCCAUUAUUUCACAAACUUGUCUGUGAUCAUUUAUAGAACACAUAUUUGAAUAAAUUUUGUAAAAUCCAUUCA
Pomacea canaliculata is the source of this 5411-nucleotide messenger RNA. Its product is annotated as dipeptidyl peptidase 4-like. Gene Ontology annotation, biological process: proteolysis. Lineage: Eukaryota; Metazoa; Mollusca; Gastropoda; Architaenioglossa; Ampullariidae. The record is from RefSeq and is a predicted model, not a curated record. Gene Ontology annotation, molecular function: dipeptidyl-peptidase activity; serine-type peptidase activity.